GAAACGUGCACAACAGAUCAAAUAAUGGACUCUGAGCUAAACAUUACUACAUACAAAUUAAUCCGUUGCGAUUCCCACAGUAGGCACACUGGUGGAGUGCUAAUGUAUAUACACGAAACUAUAGAAUUUAACAUAGUCUGCAAUAAAGCUAUUAAUGCUAAUAUGUGGUGUAUCAUUAUAAAAAUUAAAAAUUGUGCAUUGAAAUGGCAAAUUGGUGUGCUCUACCGUUCACCAAGUAGCAGUGAUGCUGACUAUGUUAUAUAUUUAAAUGAGCUCAUUAAUGAAUACCUCAAAGAAUCAGAUAAUAAUCUAAUAGUCGGAGACUUUAACUUAAACAUGAAUAUAUCGUCAACAUACUCAAACCAGCUUACAAGUUUAUUUGCGCAAAUGGCAAUGAUACAAAGAAUUAGUUUUAACACGAGAAUAACACAGUACUCAGCCACAAAAAUUGACUUAUUAUUCAGCAAUAAUGAUCAAAUCAAAACGGAGUGUGGAAGUGAAUAUAAGAUAUCCGACCAUGAGACAAUUUAUUUUAAAGUGCCAACUACAAAAUAUCUCAAAAUGAGAACAUAUGUAACUGUCGUCUCUUGGGAGCACUAUAGCGCUGAGAAUCUUAUACACCUGUUGCGAGCGUAUGAUUUUAGCCGCGUGUCUAAUAUUGAAAUAGAAAAUAGAGUCCAGGUUUUGAAUGGUAUUCUGACCGAAGCCAUGCAAACACUGACGUACGAGAAGAGAAUCCAUAAGCAGCUGAGAAAUAAGUGGUAUGACCGUGAGCUAGCAGUACUUAACAAGAGAAAAUUUUACUCCUAUAAUAUUGCGAUAAGCACAGGCCAAUGGCAUGAUUAUAAUGUUAUUAAAAAACUAUAUAAAAAAACUAUAAUAUUUAAAAAGAAGAAAUAUAUGGAAAAUCAAGUACUUAAAAAUGAAGGAAACAUGAAAUUGAUGUGGAAAUGUUUGAAAGAUACUGCUGAACUGACAAAUAGAAGGGAAUAUAUCACACAAAAAUAAUAUUCAAAGGUGA
Rhagoletis zephyria (snowberry fruit fly) is the source of this 1021-nucleotide messenger RNA. RefSeq lists its product as uncharacterized. NCBI's taxonomy places the organism in Eukaryota, Metazoa, Arthropoda, Insecta, Diptera, Tephritidae. The record is from RefSeq and is a predicted model, not a curated record.